AUGACCUUCUCCUUGGCUGAGAAGAAGUCUAAAUCCUUGGAGAUGUACUCCUACACUUCCACUGUUGUUUUUGACCAAGCCAAUAACCACAUUGCCCUGGCACUGGUGGCAUCAGACCUAGACUCUCCACAGGCAGCUUCCUCAGUGAUCUCCAACCACAAACAAUUUGACCCCCAGCAGUCCUCCACCUACAAGGCCACUGACCAGGAAGUCUCCAUAAGCUAUGGCACUGGCAGCAUGACAGGAAUCCUUGGAUACGACACCCUGCAGGUCGGAGCUCUCACGGUCACCAACCAGACGUUCGGGCUGAGCAAGACGGAGCCGGGCACCUUCCUGGCUGGCACGGAUUGGGACGGGAUCCUGGGGCUCGCCUACCCACAGCUGUCAAUGUUCCGGGCCAGCCCCGUCUUCGACAGCAUGUGGGACCAGGCGCUGCUCUCCCAGAAGGUCUUCGCCUUCUCCCUGAGCUCCAAUGGCCAGAAUGGCAGUGUGGUGAUGUUUGGGGAAAUUGAUUCCUCUUACUACUCCGGAAACAUCACUUGGAUCCCUGUCUCUGUCCCAAUGUACUGGCAGAUCACAGUGACAAGCAUCACCAUUAAUGGAAAGGUCAUUGCUUGUGAUGGGGGCUGCGAGGCUAUCGUGGACACCGGGACCACGCUGGUGUAUGGCCCUCCCGUGGACGUCUCCAACAUCCAGACUGCCAUCGGAGCCAGCCUGAAUUCUCAAGGCGAGAUGGGAAUAAGCUGUUCUUCCAUCAAGAGUCUGCCACCAGUUGUGUUCAACAUCAAUGGCGUAGAGUUCCCUGUGCCUGCCAAUGGCUAUAUCAGGCAGUUCAAAGAAGACUACUGCACCAGUGGCUUCUUCGCUCAAAGGAAGAACUCGUGGAUCCUUGGGGACGUCUUUUUGCGCCAUUAUUUUGUCAUCUUCGACAGAGGAAACAACCAGCCCCUGGCCCCUCCCCCUGCCCGCCCCGCGCGCCUCGGGGGCCCGGGGGGCCGCGUGCUGGGGGCCCGGGGGCGCCGGGGGGCUGGCGCAGGCCGAGGGGGAGGAUCCAGCCGGGGAGGGGGCGCCGCCGAGCACAAAGGGCGGCCGCUCGGCGGGGGGAUGCGGCGGCCCGAGCCAAACAGGGCCAAGGGAGCGCGGGAGCCCGAGGCCGGGGGCGCCGGGGACAGGGCCACAGAGCGGCGACCCCGGGGCCCCCAGCGGCGGAAGGGCGGCGGGCUACGCCCCGGGAAAGGCUGCCCUCCGGCUUCCCCGGGGCACGGGAGCGCGGGCAGGGGGAGCCGCCCGUCUCCUUGGCAGGGGGCUAGCCCUGGGGAAUACGGCCAGAGAGCCCGGGGGCCCCGAGAGGGAACGGAGCUGCCCUUUGCCACCCCCGCCCCCUCCUGGCCUGCUGGCCUCGUGGGCCCAGACCCCGCCCUCCCCUUUCGGGCCGCUAUUUCUUUUGUCCCUUAA
Molecule: messenger RNA, 1455 nt
Organism: Gracilinanus agilis (Agile Gracile Mouse Opossum)
Lineage: Eukaryota; Metazoa; Chordata; Mammalia; Didelphimorphia; Didelphidae
Product: pepsin A-like
Exons: 8
Coding region: 1-1455 (484 amino acids)
Biological process (GO): proteolysis
Molecular function (GO): aspartic-type endopeptidase activity
Source: RefSeq, a predicted model, not a curated record